AUGGAUUUCUUCCCCACUCCCUCCAACGUCACUACCGACCUCCUCUUCGAGAAAAGUGCCAACUAUUUCCACUCUGAGGAGGCUCCCAAGAGAGCUGCUUCCCUCAUCCCCAAGGCCAAGAUCAUCACCAUCCUCAUCGACCCGUCCGACCGGGCGUACUCCUGGUACCAGCACCAGCGCUCCCACGAGGACCCCGCUGCCCUGAAAUUCAACUUUUACGAAGUGAUCACGUCGGGCCCCUGGGCGCCCUCGGAGAUCAGGGCUCUGCAGAAGCGGUGCCUGAGCCCGGGAUGGUACGCUGUGCACAUCGAGAGGUGGCUGUCCCACUACCCUGCCUCACAGUUGCUCAUUAUUGAUGGACAGCAGCUGAGGAGCGACCCGGCCACUGUGAUGGACGAAGUGCAGAAGUUCCUCGGAGUGUCUCCCCAUUAUAACUACUCCGAAGCUCUCACGUUUGACCCUCAGAAAGGCUUCUGGUGCCAGUUAUUGGAAGGAGGGAAAACAAAGUGCCUGGGAAAAAGCAAAGGUCGGAAAUACCCACCAAUGGACCAAGAGUCUCGAGCCUUUCUGUCGAGCUACUACAGAGACCACAACGUGGAGCUGUCCAAGCUGCUGCACAGGCUGGGGCAGCCCCUGCCCUCCUGGCUGCGACAGGAGCUGCAGAAGGUCAGGUAGCACCCGGGGCAACCCCGCCCAGGACCCUUCCCUUCACCGCCAAACCCCUGCUUCUCCGACUCACUCGUGAUCGUCAGUACCGGACCUCGUGGACAACGCUCUUCCUAGCAAAAACAAAACAACAAACCGCUGAAGAAUGAUUAAAAAAAGAAAAAAAAAAAAAAUUAACACCCCCCCCUCCCCCGCCCAAGACCCGACAACCGUUCAUAUGCACGUGCUGACAGUUCGCAGCAUCGACCCCUUCCGUCAGCUUCCAGGAAAUAACACGGAGCUACGCGGCAUCACCCUUUACCCAGGCCGGGAUUCGUGCGUAGCCCAGUUCCUCUCUCCACCGGGAAGUACCAGAAACUGUGUGUGGGACAAAUUGCAGUCUGUCAGGACGCGAGCCAAGGAUGGGAACAUCUCUCUCUGGACUCCGAGUUCAUCCUUUUAGCGUGACUGCAAAGGUGUGGACCUGCCUACGGAUUCGACUCCUCCAUCACUCUCCCUUCCAGAAAAGCUACCAAAAAAAAAAUAAGGAUUUGCAAGCGACACAGAUUCUGCAGUGUUCAGCGCUCCAGUGACUGGAUAACUUUUAUAAGACUUAUUAUCAUUUCUGUAGUAUUUCAAAACAAAGAGACAUCGUCUUGACAGAGCUGAAGGAAACACUUCACUGUCUUGCCCAAGCUCUUUUUUUAAAAAAUUUUGCUUUCCCCUCCAACGUGACAACAGCAAAUUCAGCUGAACGAGUACUUGGUGUUGAAGCAAAAGGCAUCAAAAUGAAUUUUGA
This is a messenger RNA of Empidonax traillii (willow flycatcher), 1444 nucleotides long. RefSeq names its product bifunctional heparan sulfate N-deacetylase/N-sulfotransferase 4-like. The record is from RefSeq and is a predicted model, not a curated record. Gene Ontology annotation, cellular component: Golgi apparatus. Gene Ontology annotation, molecular function: deacetylase activity; heparan sulfate N-sulfotransferase activity. The transcript has 6 exons. Lineage: Eukaryota; Metazoa; Chordata; Aves; Passeriformes; Tyrannidae. Bases 1 to 675 code for a protein of 224 amino acids.